Molecule: messenger RNA, 1707 nt
Organism: Rotaria sordida
Lineage: Eukaryota; Metazoa; Rotifera; Eurotatoria; Philodinida; Philodinidae
Source: the annotation of a GenBank genome assembly
AUGCGAUUUAUUUAUUGGAGAAGUUCAUCUGAAUGGUCAUUGUUCAAUAUUAUGUUCGAUAUAAUAAUCAAAUUGAAAACAUUAGAUUUCAUUAAAUGGUUUCUAUUAACUACAAUGUCAAUGACAUUAACUACUUAUUUGAAUGUAUGUUUCUUUACAACAAUCACUAAUAAUGUUGAACAAGGUUUGAAAUAUCUUCUAUUAUUGAUUAUAUUUGAAACUAUUACGUCGUAUUGUUCAAUGAAACAACGUUUAGCUAAACGAAUAUUUGUUCUUGAUUUUCUAGAAGAGUUUCGAUCGAAAUUAUAUCAACGAAUACUUAGUAGUGAUUGGAUGAAAAUUAAAUUAUCUGAUCAAGAAAAUAUUCGACAAAAAUUGGAACGAGCUUGUUCUUCUGUUCAAUUUCUUUUUGAAGAUAUUCUUGAUCAAUUAAAAGAAAUGAAUAGAUUUCUUUUAACAAUGAUGACUGUAUUCUAUAUAUGUCCAAUGGCAUGUCUAUUAAUUGGAAUGAUUUAUUUCUCUUCAUAUUAUUUAUAUUUAAAUAAACAAAGUGAAAAUUUACUACAUAUAAAAACAAAAUUAAUUGAAAAACGUAAUAAAUUAUAUUCAAAAUAUUUUCGUGUAAAUGAAAACAUGUUUGAAUAUGUUAUUCAUCAUGAUAAAAAUAAAAUUAUUCAAAUAACAAAUCAACUAAAAAAUGAUAUGGAAAGACAAAUGUUUACAUACAAUCAUCUUUAUGAUUAUUUAUCAUUAAAAGAAGAUAUUAUUGGUAAAUUGUCAACUUUUUUAAUUUUAACUAUUUUUUAUGCAUUAUAUCGAACUAAUAUAUAUCUUAUUCCAUUGUAUAAUUCUCUAUCAAAAUUGACUAAUAUUGUUCAGAAAUUAAUUAUGGCAUAUAUUCGAUGGAUUAAAUUUAAAAAAGAUUUUGAUCUUAUUAAACCAAUAUUAGAAGAAUAUCAAGAAAGAAUUAAUGUUGAACAAAUUGAUUUAAUUUAUCAAUUUCAAAUUGAAAAUCUUUCAUUUGAAUAUAAAGAUAAAAGAGGAGAUUUUCAUUUACAUCAUAAUCAUUGUCUUACUUUUAAAAAGGGACAAACAAUAUUAAUUAAAGGAAAGAGUGGAGCAGGAAAAUCUACAUUCUAUGAUAUUCUAAAUGGUUCUAUUUCAAUCAAUAAUUAUUCUGGUCAAAUUCACAUAGAUAAUGAAGAGAAAUCAUCACAAACACUUCAUUCAAUUGAAAAAUGUCGAACAAUGGUUUUACAAGAUGCAAAAAUGGAUUAUCGAUCAACUAUUUACAGUAUGAUAACAGAUAUUGAUGAAGAUGAUAUUAAUCAAGAAAAAAAUCCUGAAAUAGAUUCAUUGAUAUGGGAAAUAAUUCAUCUUGUUCAAAUAGAAGAUUUUAUUAAAAAUGAUCUCAAAGGUGAUCUUUAUCAACCUAUGGAAAAUAAACUUAGUGGAGGACAAAAAACACGAUUAUUAUUAGCACGAGCUCUUUAUCGUGCAUAUCAUCGAAAUUCUUCUAUAUUAAUACUUGAUGAACCAGAUAAAGGUUUACCUGCUGAGACAACACUUAAUAUUAUUCAGAAUAUUAUUAAAUGGUAUCAAUCCAAAGGAAUUCUUUUUCUUACUUUACAUACAGAACAAGCACAUCUACUAGACUUUGAUCAAAUUUUACAUAUUGAACAAGGAAAAAUUAUAAAAAUUAAAUAA